Molecule: messenger RNA, 1898 nt
Organism: Guyanagaster necrorhizus
Lineage: Eukaryota; Fungi; Basidiomycota; Agaricomycetes; Agaricales; Physalacriaceae
Exons: 1
Coding region: 86-1795 (569 amino acids)
Biological process (GO): SCF-dependent proteasomal ubiquitin-dependent protein catabolic process
Cellular component (GO): SCF ubiquitin ligase complex
Molecular function (GO): protein binding
Source: RefSeq, a predicted model, not a curated record
CGUGAUCACUGACCAUCUCCAAUCACUUCUUCCUUUCUACCAAGUUCAGCGACAGUGGCGGCCCUUCAGAACGUAUUGUGGUGCAAUGUCUCGACCAGAGGCCGUGACGCUCUCUACAGAGCUCGCAGUCGUCACUGCCCAGUUGGAGCUACUCCGUACCCAAGAAGCCGAGCUCCAGCAACACAUCGACGGACUUCAGGCAUAUAAAGAGAUCAUUUCAGCUCGACGGCGUGCGCUUGAGGUCAAGGAGUUCGAAUUGGAGGCGUCGCGACACCCAGUGAACUGGUUACCAGUGGAAUUGCUCGUCGACGUAUUUCUCUUCUUCGUCGAAGACGACAAUAGCGCCUUCGUCCUCACUCACGUCUGCCAGAAGUGGCGUGAGGUUGCGCUGACAACAUCGUGCCUUUGGACAUGCAUAUCAACGCGCAGCACCCGGUGGAACAGUAACCUCGUCGCGUUGGCGCUGGAAAGGUCGCGCGACUGCUUGCUCGACGUUGUCCUGGAUGAGCACGAUACGGAUCCCUCUGCCAUUCCCCUUCAUUUGGAAACCUGCGAUGAUCACCACAAACGUAUUCGCAGUUGCACGAUGCACGCUCCGGAAUUUCGUUCAGUGCAGAAAUUGGCGGCGAUAAUCAACCAACUCCCUUGCAUCCACCUUCGGUCAUUGUCGCUCAGCGUCAUGACCAAGAACUCGGUACCCUUGGGGCUAAUUACUGAGCCUUCUUCAGAUACGACGCACUCCAUCCCACUUGCGCACCUGAACCUGACUAAGGUGCCUCUGCAUUUUCUCUCCCAACACCUAUUAACAAAUGUCGUGACUCUAACGAUAUGUUAUCCUCCAACGGCUCGCCUAACGCUCGCAGAUUUUACAAGUUUUCUGUCAUUCAUGCCGCGAUUAGAGGAGCUCGUCCUUCUGAAUACGUCCUUCGUACCACCCUCAUCGGUUAUCCAGGCGAUCAAGCUACCUUCCCUCCGAUGCAUCGAAUGGAGUUACCCCCGUGACGUCCUCAUUUUACAACUUUUUACCGCCAUAGAGGUGACUGCCGUCCAACGCCUCGACCUCUGGAUAGAUAGUCCCAACCCUAGAUAUCACAUCUCCCAACCAAGCACCAACGUCUGCAUCCUUCCCUUCCUCGAAGAGCUCCUCGUCCAGUGCACAGAUGAGGACGCCAUGGGUUCUGUCCUUCGCAAAUUCGCCUUGCCCGUGUUACGCAAGCUGGAACUGACCAAUGCUGACGAGCGCCUCAGGCUCGAAGGAAUCCGGUCAGAUUCACUCCCUCUUCUUCCCCGAAUGGAAUCCCUCUUCCGUGACCCACGCCAGCCGCAGCUUACUCAUCUGACGUUAUCGCAUUAUAUGCUUACUCCAAAUGCCGAGGCAAUGCUCGGGUACGUGCCCGCUCUGGUUUCGCUCUCGCUCGACGCCUGUACGGGAGUCAAGGGUGUGUUAGAGAGCUUGAUGCGAGAAGCCGUGGGGACCGAAGGUGUAAAAUACUGCUCUAAGUUGGAGAGACUGUCGUUUUGGUCCUGCCAGGAUUUGGAGAAGGGAUUGUUGGAAAGAUUGGUGAGGUUGAGGAAUCUUGUAGGACGCGGUACCUGGGGAGGAGAGCGAAAGAUACGUCCUUUACCUGAAGGGAGGAAAAUACGGCCUCUGCCUUCCUCGCGUGUUGGUGGUGUGGCGCACAUGAAGCCAGUGCCAAUCACGUAUCUGAGAGUCGAGGGUUGUCCGAAUGUGACUGCAGAAGAGAUGGGUGCAUUGUCCCGAGAGCUGGGUGUCAUUGAUAUUGCUUUCCAGUAAUCAUUUCCUACUUGCUAUCACAACUACAGGUGGAACAUCCAUGUACAAAUACAACAAACUGAGGGUAGCCGUUAUUGACAUCGGUGACAAUGCAUAGCAUAAU